GUAUUCCAUACAUAAUUAUUCUUUAAGUGCUGUCAAUUUCUUCAUUUGUAAUGAUUUCUUAUAAGUAUGUCUAUUGAGCAUCUAGGGUACCCCCCCUGCUGGUUGUUUCUAGCACUGCGGCCUGGCAGAUGUUUACUAUCCAUUCUGAAAUUCUCCCUGUCACAUUUGAUGACAUCACUUCCUGGUGCAGAGAGGAAGCUGUCAUUUCUGUAGUAACAGCCACAAUUCACUACACUCUGUAAAAUCCUCACCCAUCCUUGUUUCCAAGCAGGCCUAUCCAAGCAUCGUUGGGCUUAUUGCUGGAUGAGAUGCUAUUCUUGCGCCUAUGCAAAUAUUAUAGACGGUACCUUGAUUUUACGGCCAACCGAGCACAUCUUUUUAAAAGUAAAUGUUGAUUUGUGCGGGGGGCUUCAUGCAGAAUCCAUAAUGUCACUGAACCUGCCCAUUACUAGUGAGUCUGUCAGUGAUGAUGAGAAAGCUGAACAACUAGGACAGUCUUGUGAUUUCAAAAUCCAUUGCCCCUGGGUGUCAUCAAAAAAAAGAGAUGGGACGCCACACUGGGUGCAGAGUAUCAUUGGAGAACUUGAGCCUGAGAAACAGAGGGAACUUUUGGAAAGCCAGUCUUCAUCAAGAAACAAACAAGAUGAAAUACUGUUCCUGAACACAAGUCGGUCCCUGGAGACCUGCGAGGUGACAUGGCUGCUCAGUCCUGUUCUGACGGGAAGUUCUGAGAUGUGUCAACUUGAACUAAUUCUUUACUCACAGGAAGAUGCUCAGAUAACGGCAAUGGUGCAUAAUAUCAAAGCAAACCUCAGCUUGCCACUCUCACUCAAGGAAAUGACAGUCAACAAAAGAUCGAACUGGAAGAUGCUGAGUUCAGAGAUUACAGGAGUGAAUGAGCCAUUUCGGAUAUCGUUGGAUUACACGCAUUGUGACCGGGCAGCAGAUUAUUUUAUAGUCCUGGAGUCGCUAACCCUGAAACACUGUUCUGCUGCGGGCUACCAAGACAGUGAUGUGCCUACAUGUAUAGAGGAGACUUCAUUCUUUUGUGACAAUGGAGACUGUAUGAGUCAUGUCAAACUUUGUGACUUUAACUGGGAUUGCCCCACGGGUGAAGAUGAAGGUGCUCUAUGUGAAAUCAUCCUUCCUCCUGGAAGCUACUGUUCCUUUGAAGAUGGAACUUGCGGUUGGACUUCAUACGAAGGAAGUGAUGCCCGGUGGCUAUUCACUGACUCUGCACAAAUGGAAGACACAUCCCCCACUGACCUCAAGUUUGUGAAAGGGCAUUUUCUGUAUCUGUCUGUUCAGAGUAAAUAUAGUGAUGGUAACGCAACUACUUACAGUGCCAUGAUUCCUGUAGUGGUCCCUGAAAACGACUGCCAGCUUCGUUUCAAGUUCCUCAUAUCUGGGAUCUACAAUGGCUCCCUUGGAAUCUAUGGCCUGGAGGAGGAGAAAGAAUUUGAGAGUUCAGUGAAACUCUGGGUAAAGGAAGGGCCAUUGGGUGACUUUUGGAAUUCAGGAACACUACAGAUUCCCCAGUUUCAAAACAGAUUUCGCUUACUUGUAGUGGCAGUUUGGGGCUGGAACACCCACGCACACAUCGCUUUAGAUAAUGUCACCUUUUCAGCGGAUUGCUUUCAUGCAGGAAGAAUAGAAAUUGGAUAUGAAAAUCGUGGUUCAAUGGAUGACUUUGAAGACACAGUGACGCCUCUGUCUGAGCCCUUCUACACAGAAGAAAAUUCAGAACUCGAACUCCAAUUUACUACGUGCGGUGCCAGCGGACCCCAUGGACCGACUCAGACCCAAUGUGACAAUGCUUACCGCAACAGUAACAUAUCUGUAGUCGUGUGCAAGGAUGGUCCACUUAGGGGUCUACAGAUGUGGAAGGUCCCAUUCACCAGCACAUACCAAAUUUCUGCCUAUGGAGCAGCUGGAGGCAAAGGAGCAAAGAACCACAACAAUCCUGCCCAUGGGGUCUUCAUUUCUGCCAUCUUCCCUCUGCACAAGGAUGAGACUUUAUUUAUACUAGUGGGCCAACAAGGGGAAGAUGCUUGCCCAGGGAAAAAUGAACUGACCAGAGAAAUAUGCACGGGAAAGUCCUCCGUUAUCGAAGACAAUUACGAUGACCAGAAAAAGUUCUCAGAGUGGGCAGGUGGCGGAGGAGGAGGUGGUGGAGCAUCUUAUGUCUUCAAGGAGGUAAAUGGAGAAUUUAUACCAUUACUGGUGGCAGCUGGAGGUGGAGGGAAAGCCUACUUAGAAGAUACAGAAGAUCCUUUAGACCUGACUCAGCCGGAGAGGUUUGAAAACAAUACAGCCGUGCCUGGCCUCAAUGGCAUGUCUGCAGCAGCAGGUGGAGGGGGCGGAUGGAACGAAAUAACCGAUUUGCCUGUGGCUGGAAAAUCCCUUGUGUUUGGGGCAGAAGGAGGGCAGUCAUGCUACAAAGCAAUAAUAAAACUACAGUGGCAUACAGCUGGUGGAUUUGGUGGUGGAGGAGGUCCCUGCACCUCUGGUGGUGGAGGAGGAGGAUACCAAGGUGGUAAUGCCUCUGAACUGGAUGAAAUCUUUUCUGAUGGACAAUACGGCGUCUCCUUUUUUCAUCCAUCUGUAAAAAUCUUCCUGCAUCCUUUGGCCGCUAUGGAGGGCCAUGGAGAAGUGCAAAUUAAACUUUUCGUAAACUGUAGCCACUGUCAUACUGACAAUUGUAAGAGAGACGCAAUCAGCAGGAACGUUGUGUGUCUUUGCGACAUUGGGACUGUGCUCGCCAGCGAUAACAUCACCUGUAUAGUUCCAAAAUGGGCAAUAGCCGAGAAACAACUCCCACUCUCGCUAAUUUUCGCUGUCCUUAUAGCGACGGUCAUUCUUGGUGUCAUCUUUGCCUGCGGAAGCCUGUCGUUUGUUUAUCACCGUAAGAAAAAACAGCUGGAAGGAGCACGAGUGCGACUGCAGAGCACAGAGUACAAACUGAGCAAGAUCCGUAGCUCUAUCAUCAUGACAGACUACAACCCGAACUACUGUUUUGCAGGGAAGGGAGCCGGCCUGAGUGAACUGAAGGAAGUACCUCGCAAGAACAUUACUCUGCUUAGAGCCCUGGGUCAUGGCGCUUUUGGCGAGGUUUACGAAGGGAUGGUUGUUGGGAUUUCUGGAGAUCCGAACCCACUUCAAGUAGCUAUAAAGACACUACCAGAAAUCUGCUCUGAACAAGAUGAAAUGGACUUUCUCAUGGAAGCUUUGAUAAUCAGUAAAUUCAGUCACCAGAAUAUCGUGCGCUGUAUUGGAGUGAGCCUCCAAACCCUUCCUCGUUUUAUCCUGCUGGAGCUCAUGUCAGGUGGGGAUAUGAAGAGCUUCCUCAGGCACAAUCGUCCAUGGCUUAACAAGCCUUCUACCUUAUCAAUGCUAGAUCUGCUGAAUAUGGCCAGAGAUAUAGCUUGUGGCUGCAAAUACUUGGAGGAUAAUCACUUUAUCCACAGGGACAUAGCGGCCAGAAACUGCCUUCUAAUGUACAGUGGGACAGGACGUGUGGCCAAAAUCGGUGACUUUGGAAUGGCACGGGACAUUUACAGAGCAAGUUACUAUCGCAAAGGAGGGAGAGCCAUGCUACCAGUGAAGUGGAUGCCUCCAGAGGCUUUUCUAGAGGGAGUCUUCACCUCUAAAACUGACACUUGGUCUUUUGGAGUUCUGCUCUGGGAGAUCUUCUCGUUGGGCUACAUGCCAUACCCAUGCAAAACUAAUCAGGAAGUGCUGGAAUUUGUCACCAGUGGUGGGCGCAUGGACCCCCCUAAGAACUGCCCGGGGCCAGUGUAUCGUAUAAUGACUCAGUGUUGGCAGCACACACCAGGGCAUAGACCCAACUUCUCCACAAUUCUAGAAAGGAUCAGUUACUGUACACAGGAUCCGGAUGUAAUUAAUACACCGUUGCCAAUUGAAAGUGGGCCAGCACCUGAAGAUGAAGGAAGCACAAGUAUACGGCCAAACAACUGCAAUGGGAUCAACCCCAUGAUGAGCAGCCCACCACUUGCUCCUUUGUUGGAUACACAGUCCAUAGAACAAAAGCUUGGCGAUGCUCCUCAAGAAUUAUUAGUAGAGAAUCUCGCUGGUUGGAAUAUCAAGACACCAGGCUUGCCAACUGUCGCCGAAUCAACUGAGGGAUCAUGGUUCCAAUCAAACCUCAACUCAACAACAGAGCCAAACCCCCAGACAACACACAAACUAAAAAACAAGUCAAAAAACCUCUGGAACCCAACUUAUGGUUCUUGGGUUAUGGAGAGCACCUGUUGACACAUUGAUGAACAGCAAAGCUGUGACCACUCAGGUUUGGACCUUAGAACUGUGGGUUUUAUCUCAGCCUUUGGGCGUCUUUAGCAUUUCCAAAGAAAACUCACCAUUUUUGUUAACAUUACACACAGUGGUGUUGCUAGGCUAGUGGAGACUUGGGUCACAGGCCCAUGGGCCAAUGAUGCUACUGCAUGUUACACUUUCACAAUGCAGAGUGAAUGCAGACAGCUACUAAGUUAUAUUAGAAAGCAGUAGGGGAGCAGAUUAAAAUGAUCAUCGAGACCCAGAGCACCUUGCACGGGGCCUAAUGCAGGGACCCCAGGUUUCCGAGUCUCAGUUGCCCGGACUUGAUGGAAGACAUGGACCUCAGACGUUCCCAAACAGCACUGUGAAUUUUACGUUUUCAACUUUCAGACGUCAACACAUUGGGUCUCGACCUCACAUUUAAGAAAUUAAAAUCUGAUAAAUAUAUAUUAUAUAUAUUUUUUACUUUUAAGGUUAUGUUUGAAUUGAAUGGCAAUAAGGUACUUAAAAUGCUAUCAAAUAAAGUACAGGCUUACUGGA
Xenopus laevis (African clawed frog) is the source of this 4836-nucleotide messenger RNA. RefSeq names its product leukocyte tyrosine kinase receptor (gene ltk.S). The record is from RefSeq and is a predicted model, not a curated record. The transcript has 30 exons. NCBI's taxonomy places the organism in Eukaryota, Metazoa, Chordata, Amphibia, Anura, Pipidae. Bases 304 to 4275 code for a protein of 1323 amino acids.